GAGUCACGUGACAGCACUGUAGCGUCCAACAUGGCGCACAGACUGACUGUUUUGUGUUUAAUGGUGCUGUGUUCGUUUGUUGGAGCAGAAAUACGAACAGUGGUUUUAGACAAACGGAGCGGAAAGCUGUCUGUCGUCGAAGGGUUUCAGGAGGACUUUGUAGCCUGGGCAAACUUUACAGACAGCAUCAAAACAACAGGAUGGUCCUUCCUGGAGAUCACCACCAGCAGUAAAUACAAUGACAGCCUUCAAGCAUAUGCUGCUGGUGCAGUCGAAGCUUCAGUUACAUCUCCUCUCAUUUAUAAUCACUGGAUGAACACUUUGGUGAAUUACUGUGGGCCCUUCAAGUCUGAACCUGGUUACUGCGAGCGUCUAAAGGCUUUCAUCACAACCAACCUGMGGUGGAUUCAGACGGCAAUAGAGUCAGAACCAACAUCACCCUACUGGUACCAGGUGCGUCUGGUGCUUCUGCAGCUGAAGGGUCUUGAGGACAGCUACCAUGACCAGCUGUCAUUUCCAACAGGAACCAUUUCACUCAAUCCAUUUGGCUUCCUACUUUUCCAAAUGGGUGGGGAUCUGGAAGACUUGGAAGCGGCUCUAAAUAAAUCCAGUAAAACUCAACCCCUUGGAUCUGGUUCCUGCUCUGCGCUCAUUAAGCUGCUGCCAGGACAUAAGGAUCUGCUGGUGUCACAAGAUACCUGGGCAACCUAUCARUCGAUGCUGCGCAUUAUGAAAAAAUACAACUUUGCUUUCAAAACCUCCCCUUUGGACAAUAAUCCACUUCCUGGAGGAAUUCAGGCCUUCUCAUCUUACCCUGGAACAAUCUUUUCUGGGGAUGACUUCUACAUCCUUAGCAGUGGCUUGAUUACRUUGGAAACCACCAUAGGGAACAGCAACGUUGACCUCUGGAAGUUUGUUCAUCCUACAGACUCUGUUAUGGAAUGGCUGCGGAACAUUGUUGCUAAUCGACUAGCUUCUACUGCUAAAGAAUGGGCAGAGMUAUUUAAAAAGUUCAACAGCGGAACAUACAACAACCAGUGGAUGAUUGUGGAUUAUAACCAGUUCWCUCCAGGAAAGACUGACUUGGAAGAGGGUCUUUUUGUUGUGUUGGAGCAGAUCCCAGGACUUGUUAUCGCUGAAGAUAAAACUAAGGAACUGACGGAGAAAGGAUACUGGGCCAGUUACAACAUACCGUACUUUAAAGACAUAUUUAAUAUCAGUGGCUACAACGAGCUGGUCAAGAAGUAUGGCUCAUGGUUUACCUUGGAUCAGAAUCCACGUGCUCAGAUUUUUAGGAGAAACCAUACACUUGUUACAGACUUGGACUCCAUGGUUCGCCUCAUGAGGUAUAAUAACUUUAAAGAAGAUCCAUUGUCRAGGUGUGAGGAAUGUAAUCCACAUGGGAAUGGAGAGAACGCAAUCUCAGCCCGUUCAGACCUGAACCCAGCUAAUGGAACUUAUUCUUUUGGAGCCUUAAUGCAGAGAUCACAUGGAGGAAUAGACAUGAAGGUGACGACCUAUGAAAUGUACAAAGAGUACGUCAUGCUGGCAGUGAGUGGGCCAACCUGGGACCAGCAGCCAGUCUUCCAGUGGAGCACUUCUCCUUACAAAGACUUGGUGCACAUGGGUCACCCUGAUAUCUGGAAUUUCAAGCCCAUAAAAGUCACCUGGAUGCCUUAAACGCCAAACUGGACAACACUAAGUUUUACAACUGUUAAAAACACCAGCUGCGCCAGCUGACAUUUCAAACAAGGGAAAUUCUAAACACAUUUAAGUUUUGUCUCAAUAAUUAAAUCUURUGUUUGCAUAAUUUCAGUGUUACACCAUUUGCCUGAUUAAACUUGAGUCAAAAUAAAAAGAAUUUUGCUGUUAACAUUUAUUUAAAAAAAUUUACAAUUUUAAAAAAAUUGUAAUUUGUUUUGAAACGUUUUCAACUUUUUGUGAUUUUAGCUACAAGCUGCAAUAACUAUUUAUAUUCAGCUGGUUUAUGAAUCGGUCUCGUUUUGAUUUGUAGGAUUAUGCAAUAAAUGUGAUCUUUUAAAAAGAUUUAAUUCAAAUGGUACAAUGUUUUGAUUUUGUAAUUUU
Molecule: messenger RNA, 2085 nt
Organism: Austrofundulus limnaeus
Lineage: Eukaryota; Metazoa; Chordata; Actinopteri; Cyprinodontiformes; Rivulidae
Gene: plbd2
Product: phospholipase B domain containing 2
Exons: 12
Coding region: 31-1680 (549 amino acids)
Biological process (GO): phospholipid catabolic process
Cellular component (GO): extracellular region
Molecular function (GO): glycerophospholipase activity
Source: RefSeq, a predicted model, not a curated record